CCACAGUGGAAAACCUGCAGAAAUGAUGUCAGAGCAAUCGCGACCACCGAUUGGAGUGGAGAUUCCCGGCGAGAGCCUAUAAAACCGGGAAAGACAACAGCAGGAACCAGCAAAGGCAGAGAACGUGAGAAAUUCCAGGAACUGCACAGUGUCCAUCUGUCCGUCCCCGCGUGACUGAAACCGAAUCAGAUUAAGGAUGCUGGGCUGUGUGCUGCUCUCUGGUCUGCUGACACUGACCUUGUUCCACUGCAGUGCGGAAAGUCUUCAUGUACCCCAAGAAAGAUCAGAGUAUGUGGAACCAUCUGUCGCGGAGGGCCACAGUGUCCAGCGAGGCCAGCCUGAGCAGAAGACCUCAGGAGCUGUCAGAGCUAAAUUGCUCCUGCACGACCAGCUAGUCCGACUGGAGAACGAUGUCAUUGAGACCAAGAGGAAACGGAGCUUCCCUGGAUCCAACACACCUCUUGACCGCCUGUCAAUCAGCACCAUGGAUCCCAAAAACAACAAGCAGAGGAAGGUCGUUGAGUUGCCGCGGCGACGAGUUAGCGUCCCGCUCGACCGGAUUGGCGUAGGCCGUCUUCCCAGCAGCAGAGGAUAGACUCCGCCUCUGACCACGCCCCGACAAACAGAGGGUAAUAUCGCAGGUAGAUCAUAUGCAUGACAAGCACACCAGCCAACACAACUCGCUAACCACUGAACGAUGUCAGCGUUCUCAACACACUUUUAAUCAUCGCUGCUCCAGAGCUGGUUUUUUUUUCUCAUUUAUUACUGAUUUAGACCUUUAAUAUCCGAUCAAACUGUUUUUUUUCUCGUCAUUACAUAAAUUCAACAUUAAACUGUAUUGCUUUCAUGAAUUGAGUUCCGUUUAUGAUGCAUUAGCCAAUCAGAGAGGAAUCUGCUCGUGGCUUCCAUUAUUGAACAAUAUUUACUCCAGUGCCUCACGACUUCUUGCUUGCUGUAAUAGGCUAUAACUAUUGUCAUUUUCACUUUGACUGAAGGCUGUUCAGCCUUGACAAUAAAAAAUGAAAAUCUCCAA
Messenger RNA from Puntigrus tetrazona (Sumatra barb), 1033 nucleotides. RefSeq names its product osteocrin (gene ostn). The record is from RefSeq and is a predicted model, not a curated record. The coding region runs from base 197 to 595 and encodes 132 amino acids. Gene Ontology annotation, biological process: hormone-mediated signaling pathway. Lineage: Eukaryota; Metazoa; Chordata; Actinopteri; Cypriniformes; Cyprinidae. Gene Ontology annotation, molecular function: signaling receptor binding. The transcript has 5 exons.